AUGGAUCAAAAAAUUAAAUUAUUUUUAAUUAUUAAAAUUGUUACUUUUAUAUUUUUAUUGCGGAUAUGCCUUUUUACUAAUGAUGCGAGCACAUUAAAAAAAUUAUUGAAUGAGAAAUACAUUGUUGAUAACAAAUUAUUUGGAAGAACAUACCGAUUAUUAGGAAAACAUAAACUGGAAAAACGUUCAAAUGUUGUAUGUAUAAAAGAAGGGCUACCAAAUAAUUGUGUGUUCGAGAAAAAAAUUAUAUCUCAUCAUGAUGAUGAGACUAUAAGUAAAAGGAAACAAUCAAAUAAAAAUUCAGUAGAUAAAUCGCAACUCUAUACAGAAGUUAUAGAUUAUGAUAGUGGAAUGUUUGAUGGGAAGCAUUAUCAUUAUGAAAAAAAAUGGAUUAACAAAAAGGAAUAUGAUAAUAUCGUUAAAAGAAAAAGGAGAAUUAAUUUUAUUACUUUAAGUAAAAUGAAAUAUAAUGGAUAUGGACUAGUGAUUGCCUUAUUUUUUUUUUUAUUCUUAUUAGGAAUUGGAUUACCCAUAAUAGAAUUUUCAGGGGUUAUGACAAGUAUUGGAAACAAAUUGGUAGGUCAGGCAUGGUGGUCAUCUAUGAAAAACUUUGGAUAUAAAUUGGUAUCAUUACUUCCAGAAUUUAUAUUAGAUAAUAUUUUUAUAAUAUCAUAUGUGGUGUCUAUCAUUAUGUUAGCUAUCGUAUUUGUGAUACUGGUCCCUAGGAUCUUAAGAAAUAAUGAAAAAUAUAAAAAAAUUAAGUUGAUGAGAGAAUAA
Plasmodium malariae is the source of this 777-nucleotide messenger RNA. Its product is annotated as fam-m protein. The record is from RefSeq and is a predicted model, not a curated record. Bases 1 to 777 code for a protein of 258 amino acids. The transcript has 2 exons. Lineage: Eukaryota; Apicomplexa; Aconoidasida; Haemosporida; Plasmodiidae.